AGGACGUCAGCAUGAGACAGCUGCAGGUUUCCAUCCUAAUUUCUGCCCUUCCUCGGGAUCCGAAACAUUUGAGGUGAGCAAGCAAUGUGUGUGUCAUGGGAAAUGAGAAGGAUGGACAAAAGCAAUGGUUAUAAAGGGAGAUAUUUCUCAACACAGGGACUGCAAAGGUGUAGAAGUCUUCAGAGAAACUGUGAACAUGUGUUUGGUCUUGGACACAAUGAGUGACAGAAAUCCUAAAGGAAAAUCCAUCUGAACUCAGGAUUAUACUUAGAAGCAGGCAAGAAAAACGUGGCACUAAAACAAAGGAUUGAAUUUAUGCUGAAUCAGAGCUGGCUCUCCUGUGACCCUGCAGCCACUCAAGGAUGACCUAACCAGCAAAAUGGCAGUGGAAAUGUGAUCAAUGGCAGCUGAGCUUCCUAGAUAUUCCUCUGAAGAAAGAAGCAGGUCUGACAUCUCCAAAUAAGUCUUUGAAAAAAGAUGAUUUUUGCCCAAACUAAAUGACGUGUCUUUGCCCUUUGAAGCAAAGGCUGAAUAUGUUGCUUGCCCAUGAUAUGGAGAACAAUGCUGCUCCCCUUCUUUCCCCAACUUCAGGGCUGCUGCAGCAGAACCGCCACCAUGAAGAAACCUCUAGCCCCCUGGCAAGCAAUGAGAUGAUUGUUUUACCCAAGGACCACGGGCUUGAGAAAAAUGGUACAGCCUCACCGUAUGAGUUGAUGCAAGGAGAGAUCAUAGCAGCCAGCCUGCUUUUUGGAGCCUUAUGGCUAUUCUCCAUCUUUGGAAACUCCCUGGUUUGCCUGGUGAUCCACAGGAGCAGGCGGACUCAGUCUACCACCAAUUACUUUGUGGUCUCCAUGGCCUGUGCAGACUUACUGAUCAGCGUAGGAAGUGCUCCCUUUGUGUUUCUUCAGCUAGCCUCUGGGAGCUGGGCACUUGGAAGCAUGAUGUGUAAGCUAGUAAGGUAUUUUCAGUAUCUCAUCCCUGGUGUCCAGAACUAUGUGUUGCUUUCCAUCUGUGUGGACAGAUUCUAUACUAUCGUCUACCCGCUAAGUUUCAAGGUGUCCCGGGGGAAAGCCAAGAAAAUGAUUGCAGCCUCUUGGAUCUUCGAUGCCGCACUAGUGUCUCCAGCUUUCUUCUUUUUUGGGUCAGGUUGGGACAACCAUUGCAACUUUUUCCUGCCAUAUUCUUGGGACGGGGCUCUUUAUGGUACCAUCCAUUUGUUGGUGGCUUUUCUGAUUCCAUCUGUUCUGAUCAUCCUUUUUUACCAAAAAGUAAUAAAAUAUAUUUGGCGGAUAGGUACAGAUGGUAGGACGGUUCGGAGGACUAUGAACAUAGUUCCAAGGACAAAGGUGAAAACUAUCAAGAUGUUCCUAAUCUUAAAUUUGCUUUUUCUGCUCUCGUGGCUCCCAUUUUAUGUGGUUCAACUUUGGCAUCCACUUGAGACAGACUACAGAAAGAGCUCCUUGGUCUUUAUGUCAGUCACUUGGAUAUCCUUUAGUUCCUCUGCUUCAAAGCCUACAUUGUACUCUGUGUAUAAUGCAAACUUCAGGAGAGGGAUGAAAGAGACCUUCUGCAUGUCCUCUAUGAAAUGCUACCGGAGCAAUGCAUAUACCAUCACCACCAGUUCAAAGAUAGCAAAAAAAAAUUAUGUGGGGAUCUCCGAAAUCCCUGCACCAGCCAAAACUGUUUCCAAAGACUCCAUAUAUGAUUCAUUUGAUAGAGAAGCAAAAGAGAAGAAGCUUGCCUGGCCUAUUAAUUCAAACCCAACAAAUACAUUUCUCUGAUUAAUUCCAGUCCUUUCAACAAUUAUUUGCACAACUGGAGCAAAGAACUAUGAAAAGAUUCGAUUGAUUUUUGAGCUGGGGGGGCAGGUUUGCAUACAAUUUGGCAGGGAGAAUAAAUGUUUUCUUUUCUGAAAUCCAUUGAUUUAUUGUAUACUGGAUGUUUUCUGUUUUUGUUUUAAAUAGCUAUUUCAUGCUCUCUGAUUUUAAAUUUAUUUUUCAACUGAUGGGAGUACUGCCGAUUGAACUGUUAAUGUAAAAAGCAGUAGUAAACUCAUCAAUUACUUCACAGCAAAAGUGUCCUGCUAAAGACAGACCAUCUUGUUAUGUCUCCUCUAUUUGCCUUUGGGGGAUGUGUUGGAGAGCCUUUUAGGAUAUCUAGAGCCAAGUGGUUUUCACCCUUUCCCAAUCUAGAAGAGAGGAUGCAUCUUGGCUGUAGUGACACUACUUACAGUGUAGUGUGUAAGCAUGUCAAUGCACACACAUUGGCAUGAAAUGCUAGUGCACUGCUUCCUUUCCCCCAUCCCAAUAAUCAUCUACACUGACAAUAAAACUUGCUAAAUGCGUUUGACUUGCAGCUACUCCUUAAGUAAAGCCAGAUCAGUUCUGAGUUUAAACAUGGGAGGAUCUCUGAGAAUUGCAGUCCUAUGACAAAGACUAGGGAAACGCCUGCACAGGUGGUCCUAUAGCUGAGUGGCCCUGUCUAACUCCCACUCCUGGGAGGUCUCCUCUGUACGCAGAGCCUAUGCAUUAUGAGGGAAAUGGACCUGUGGAACGGGGGCUUCUAGUAAAAGGAUUGUAAGAGCCUCAUGACAUGGGACCUCUUUUGAAGUAAGGCUGCCACGACUAAUCAAAG
Molecule: messenger RNA, 2634 nt
Organism: Zootoca vivipara (common lizard)
Lineage: Eukaryota; Metazoa; Chordata; Lepidosauria; Squamata; Lacertidae
Source: RefSeq, a predicted model, not a curated record